Cephus cinctus (wheat stem sawfly) is the source of this 2770-nucleotide messenger RNA. RefSeq names its product vacuolar protein sorting-associated protein 52 homolog. Gene Ontology annotation, biological process: endocytic recycling; lysosomal transport; Golgi to vacuole transport. The record is from RefSeq and is a predicted model, not a curated record. Gene Ontology annotation, cellular component: GARP complex. Gene Ontology annotation, molecular function: syntaxin binding. NCBI's taxonomy places the organism in Eukaryota, Metazoa, Arthropoda, Insecta, Hymenoptera, Cephidae.
AGAAUGGAAUCAAUGCUGAUGAAUUUUCAAUUGGACUUAGGCAGUAUAAGUACAGAAAUUUUGUAUUUACAAAAGAAAUCUGUUAUAAUGAGUCAGCAGUUAUCGAACCGUCAACUAAUACGAGGGCCGCUUAGCCAAUUUAUUGAGGAUAUGACAGUCUCUGAAACUCUUAUUAUGGGCAUUAUGGACGCACCUGUAACCGAGAAAGAGUUCCUAUUGCAGUUACAAACUUUAAAUCAUAAGAUUAAUUUUGUGAAGGAACAAAGUUAUAAGGAAGCGAAGUCUUGUCAGGAUGUUAAAGAAAUACUAGAGAAAUUAAAAAUUAAAGCCAUGUCCAAAAUUAGAACAUAUAUAUUAGAGCAGAUUUACAAAUUCAGGAAACCUAUGACCAAUUAUCAAGUGCCACAAAAUAAUAUGCUAAAGUAUAAAUUUUUCUUCGAAUUUGUCUUGGCUAACGAAAGAAAUGUUGCGGAGGAAAUUUGUGGUGAAUAUAUUGGAACGAUGAGCAAGAUUUAUUACUCGUACUUUAAGUCGUAUUCCACAAGAUUGAUGAAAUUACAGUUUGAAGAAGGAGCUACAAAAGAUGAUUUAAUGGGCGUUGAAGAUACAGCUGGCAGAGGAAUUUUUCAUAAAAAUAGUUUAAAGAACAGAGGUACUGUUUUUUCAAUAGGAAAUAGAGCCGACGUCUUGAAUAUUCAGUUGGAGGCUCCGAUAGUCGUCCCCCAUACAGCUUCUAAAGUACGGGUGCACGUAUCGAUUGCCCUUGCAGCAUGUUGUGGACGAAGUUGCCAGUCAGCAGAGUAAUGUUACUCAAUGGAUUGACCCCGCUUGGAUGUGCAUUUAGAUGACGACAUAUCCAAUGAUGCGUUGCGAUUGUGAAUCGUUCAUACACCUACCGUAAAUCGAAGAUUUCAAGUGAUCGAGUAUUUUAGGGAUUCUUUUCAGGUAAAGGGUUGGAACCCAACUGUUGAAUCAAAAAAUGGUAUGGUUUUAUUUGUUAACAGUUAACACUUUGAAAGCAAGGCCAUGAGUUUGGGGAUAGUACUCCAAUUAUAUCACAUUAUGAUGUUCCUUUUGGUCCUCUCUAACUUUAUUUGUCGUGCCAUAAGGUCGUCAGCUGUUUUAUAGACUUGCUACGGAAUCAGUAGAGAUGGAUUACUAAAGGAUUUGUUUCUCUAUUACAUCAGUAGUUCAUAAAAUGUCCUUUCACGUGCAGAAAACGUUUUUGGGCGCAUCCAUGGCGCUUGCAAUAAAUACGUAGUUUUUCAAUUCGAUAAAACAAUCACGUUCGUCACUUUGAAUAUGAGCGUUGACAUGUUUGGACGUCAGUUGAGUAGCAGGGCUGCGGUUACGAGUAGCCAUGGUCUCCCUAGUACUGGAUUCAAAUUCACUGCUGCUGGACACUACGACAUUGAUAACAAGAGGCUCUAUAACAUUGCCGAACGUGAAGAAUAAAACGAUGCUGAGACCUUGAAUGUGAUGAAAACUGUAGUGAAGCAGGAUGUUAAUACCGUGUUUCAAGUGACUGCUGGAAUGCGCAAUGAUAUCGAUAGCAACAACUUGAUGAUUCAAUUUCUCGAUUCUACCACGAAGGAAGCAUUAAAACGUGUACAAGGUGAUAUCGAUUCAGGACAAUAAUUGGCUAUUCGCAACUCUGUGAUCAUUUCCCAGCUGGACGCCAGACUGAGUGCGCUGGAGAAUGGAUGGAAAAAAGUUAGCGGUGGUGAAGGAACUGCAUAAACGUGCCAGGAGAAAUUAGCAGCGCCGACAGGUUGACAUCCGUGGGCCAAACGAGACUUGGCAAGCGGAUCUCGUUAACAUGUCAGCGUACGCCAGAGAGAACCACGAAUACAAGUAUUUGCUCACCGUCAUCGAUAUAUUUUCAAAGUUUGCUUAGGCCGUGCCGACGAAGAGCACGAACGCUAAAGACGCGAUAGCAGCUAUUAGAUCUAUAUUGGCGCAGGGUCGAAUGCCAAAGAAAUUGCAUGUUGACCAAGGUCGAGAGUUUUAUAAUUGCGAAUUCAAGGAUCUUACGCAAAAACACGGUAUUACCCUGUAUUCGACAUUCAGUAACUUGAAGGCAUCGAUCUGCGAGCGUUUUAAUCAUACUCUGAAAAGUAAGAUGUGGAUACAGUUUAACUUACAAGGCAAUCACCGGUGGCUGGAUAUCUUAUCGGACUUGGUAUCCUCUUACAAUAACAGUAAGCAUCGCACCAUUGGUAUGAAGCCCACAAAUGUGACUGCUCGAAAUGAGAGGAAUUACUACAAUGGGUGUACAAGAAAUCUAAAGUUAAGUUCACACUUAAACGAUCAGAGUUUAAAGUUGGCGACAAAGUACGAAUUAGCAAGUUUAAAUACAUUUUCGAGAAAGGCUACACACUGAAUUGGACAACUGAAAUUUUCACCGUAAGUCGAGUGAAGAAUACCGAUCCGGUGACGUACAAACUUGAGGACUACCAGGAUCAUCCGAUCGAAAGUGGUUUCUAUGAACGUGAACUUACCAGCGUCAAGUACCCCGACACAUAUCUUGUGGGGAAGAAACUGAGGAAACAUGGAAACAAGUUAUUUGUGAAGUGGUUAGGUUUCGAUGAUUCAGACAAUAGGUGGAUCGAUAAGUCAGAUUUUUAAGGUGUUUGAAAUAAAUCAGAACUAAAAUAUUUAUUACGUCUUCUUAUUAAUAUUUUUUAUAUAUUAUUUACAUUUGUACAUUCAUAUACAUCUUACAUUUUAUAACUCCAAGGAAGGGUGUCGGUUGUACCAGGAAGAAUGA